AAUUCAUACCUAAUUCAAGACUUCUCAAGUUAUUUUAUCUCUUACAGUUGUGUAUCUCGACGUUAACCUUUCGCAUAACGAAACAGCCUCGUUCAAUAAUUUCCUCGAGAGAGUUUCUAUUUAGGUAUUCUACUAUCUAUCCAGGCGCACAGUCUAUCCGCAGAUGUCUCAACCAAGCCAGCAGAUCGCCGCGGCUGCUACCCUCAGGGGACCUGCGAAGCUAGCAGCAGUCACAAGUCUAAUAGAAAAACUAUCACAAGAUCUGGUUUCUGCCAAUUUAUCUCCUCAACAACGCGACUCCUCCUUGGAAGAAUUGAAGAUAUACGGUCGGGAUCCCCAAAAUGCGGAUCCCAUCUUUACAAAGGAGGGCAUAGAGAUGCUCACUCGACAUGCGUCUAACAGCUCGUCCGAUACUACAUCUAGAAAUGCUUUGCGGGUCCUCUGCAAUGCAUUACUCCUGAAGGAAGAAACUCGUCAGUUAUUAGUCGAUCUAGGCUACGUGGACAAGUUAUGUGAUAAAUUGCAGAAUGAUAGUUACGAUGACGAAUUUCUGGUUUCCCGAAUACUAUUUCUAACAACUUAUGGCACGGACUUGAACUUGACUGAGCUCAUCGAUAAGCAUCAUCUAGCAGACGCUAUCAAUAAGCAUCUUGAGCGGCACGCAACGCGCCGUGCCAGCGGAAGCCCAGCAACGAAUCCCAUGGAAGAUAUGGCACUCACAGAGACGCUCAAGCUUCUCUUCAAUAUUACCCACCAUUGCAAAGAUCGAGUUUCUUCAUUUACGGCAUCGAUACCUCAUAUCGUCACUUUGUUAUGCAAGGGCUCGUUCCAAGUCCAGAAACCCCUGGAUCCCCCUACCGGUCAGCUUGUCAACGCUCUUCUUAACCUAGAUAUUGGUGCCGAAGAGGUCCAGAAAUCUCUCUUCCCCCAGAACAAUCCGAGCGUGCUAGCUGAUCGUCUCAUCGACUUACUAUCCACUUCUACCAAAGCAUAUGCGAACGAAGACCUAGAGCCGUCGAUCACACCUUUAGUUAGCGCGAUUCGUGGGAUCCACGAGCAUGCGCCUGAGGACGUAAAGAAGUCGAUACGCACUAGGCUUCUACCAACCGAAGAGGAUAGAACUGAGGUACUCGGCCGGACCAGCACCCUACCUUCUUGGCUCUUGAAGAAUUCGACGAAUCCCUUAACACCUCAGCUACGGGAGAUGAUAUCAAAUUUAUUCUUUGAUAUGUCUGACAAGGAUGCGUCGAAAUUUGUCGAGAAUGUAGGGUAUGGUUUCGCUUCCGGGUUCCUAUUUAAUAGGAACUUGCCAGUUCCUGAUAACGCCUCGGAGGCAUUCGGUACCGCUACAGGUGGUCCUAAUAGGCCCGUUAAUCCCAUCACUGGCCAGUUCCUAGAUGCCGAAAGACAGCCCGAGGAACCCAAGAUGACCGAUGCUGAGAAAGAAAGAGAGGCAGAGCGGUUGUUCGUCUUGUUUGAAAGAUUGAGGGCGAAUGGGGUUAUUUCUGCUGAGAAUCCAGUACGAACGGCUGUGCAGGAGGGACGAUUCGAAGAGCUACCUGAUGAUUAUAAGGAAGACUCUGAUUGAACCAAUGAAGACUAUCAAACCCGAGCGUGCGGUCUAGUAAUUCGUGCGCGGGGAAUCAUGGUAUGAUAUAUAUAUACCAAGGCGCGUUUGCUCUCUCGAAUUUGAUGAAAAUGGUUGAAAAGUUGGAUAUGUCCGUGUAUAAUACCUACAUCUCAUUAUGUACCUAUAUAGCCUAUGCAGGUCUUGAUGACAAUUAAUACCUAACCACUUCAAGAAAGAUACCAGCUAAGUAGACACUUCAUUUUAUCUAAGCAGCU
Molecule: messenger RNA, 1845 nt
Organism: Daldinia caldariorum
Lineage: Eukaryota; Fungi; Ascomycota; Sordariomycetes; Xylariales; Hypoxylaceae
Product: guanine nucleotide exchange factor
Exons: 6
Coding region: 164-1588 (474 amino acids)
Biological process (GO): G protein-coupled receptor signaling pathway
Cellular component (GO): cytoplasm
Molecular function (GO): guanyl-nucleotide exchange factor activity; G-protein alpha-subunit binding
Source: RefSeq, a predicted model, not a curated record